Molecule: messenger RNA, 1035 nt
Organism: Colletotrichum lupini
Lineage: Eukaryota; Fungi; Ascomycota; Sordariomycetes; Glomerellales; Glomerellaceae
Exons: 9
Coding region: 1-1035 (344 amino acids)
Source: RefSeq, a predicted model, not a curated record
AUGGUAAACAAAGAGAAAGCCGUCAAGCGCUGCGAGACCUUGAUCACGCACACUCGGCUGCUGCAACAGACCACACAGACUGCGCUCAAGAAAGCAGGUCUCUCCAGCAUUGAUGAUCUGGUGAAACAAGUCACUGCUGAGCUUCCAAAGAAGGAAGCGGAUACUUUCCUGGCGGAGCUCGACAAGAUGAAGCCAACCGAUGGCAUGAUAAACUUGCUCACUGGAGGAGCUAAAGAGUUCGUUGACAUUGGAAUCUACCUCAGCAAGACUGUUUCUUCAUUCCUUGCUUGGAAGGGAUUGGCUUUGGAGUCCAAAGCGUUCACCAGGAUUGGCCACGCAUACGCCAGGACGAUUGCGCAAAGAGCCGUGGCUCUGGAGGCAUCCCAAGCUGCGCUGGCGGCUUCGAACAGUCAAAUGUCCGCAAGUGAGAUUGCAAACUUGACUGAGAAGUUCAAGAUUGGAACUGCGGAGGAGAUCCCAAUCAUUGAAGAACAAGGCGGAAUCGCGCUUACCUCUGAGGAAAUCGUUGCGCAAGACGCCCUAAGUGUUGUACGGGCGGGCAUGUUGGAGGAAGAGAUCAUCGGGGCCGAGGCGAUUGCUGCAGCUCGAGGGCUUGCGCGAGCUGGCAUCUAUGGACUUAUCGCAGCGGUGGUUAUCUUUGGGGCCAUGGAACUCUUUUCCAGUCUCAGAGAAGACGCACAAGCUGCGAAACUCAAGGCAAUCAUUGACAAGACUUCGACUGCUCGGCUCUACGUCCAAGUCGAAGAAAAGACCGCAGUGGCGUAUUCGUCUCUAAAUGCUGAGAUUGAGAACAUUGCGGAAGCAUACGUUGACAGGGAGGCCAAACCCCAAAAGUUCCAGAAAGCACUCGAUCGAUUCACGAAGUCGGCCGGCAAUUUGCUACCGAACGUAGAUGAGGUCUACGCCCAGCUCUUCGAGGGUGAUGCGCAGGGAGGGUCAUGGGUUGGGGAUGACCCAUCUCUGGAGCAAAUGAAGAGUAUGCAUGAUGAUGAGAUCAGAGUCCGUAAUAGCUAG